AUGGGGGCACUUCCACCCAAAGUAAAGGUUCUGGAGAUGUUCUCCGUCGCUCCUCCACCUCAGUCAGUCACCGAAGUGUCACUCCCUCUUACCUUCUUCGACCUACAAUGGCUAAGACACCCACCCCUCCAGAUCCUUUACUUCUUCCGGCUAACCCACUUCACAGAAACGCUGCUUCACAACAUCAAGCACUCCCUCUCUCUCACUCUCCAGCACUUCUAUGCUCUUGCUGGAAACCUCACUUGGCCACGAGAAUCUGAGAAGCCCGUCCUCCGUUUCAUUGACGAGGACUCUGUCUGCUUAACCUUAGCUGAGUGCUACAGCGAUUUCCAUCGUUUCUCUGCUAAGAACUACAUGUGGGACGUCAAUGAAUACCAGUCCCUCCUCCCUGACUUGCCAACCUCUGACACAUUAGCCUCUGCCAUGGCCCUACAAGUCACCGUCUUUCCAAACAGCGGCGUUUGCGUCGGAAUUACUGUCCACCAAGCGGUCGCCGACGGUAACACGAUAACUCUGUUCAUGAAGGAAUGGGCUUCGUCCUGUAGGCUUGGAGGAGGAGGUGACCACCCAUCGCCAAGGCUGUCCUACGACAGAACAAUUAUCAAGGAUUCUCAAGGAAUCGAGAGACUCCUCUUGACAAGGUUGCUGGAGUCGAACCUGUCCGAGCCCAAGUCUCAAAACCGAAGCUUGAAAUUAUCAGAGAACAGAGAUCUGUUCAACAUUGUCCAAGCCACGUUCGUGCUCAGCUCGAGCGAUGUUGAGCGGCUCAGAAAAUGGGUUGUUAGUGGACCAGAUGGGGAUAAAUACGCAAAGCAUACAACGCGGUACGCUUUGGCCUGCGCCUAUGUGUGGAUUUGCCUGGUUAAAGCAGAAGGCGCGAGCAGGAGGAAGGCUCACUUCGUAUUUUCUGCAGGUUGCAGGACUCGCUUAGACCCACCUGUUCCUAUGACUUACUUUGGUAAUUGCAUUCGAGCAAACCUCGUAACCAUGGACAUGAGUCAGUUACUGGGAGAAGAUGGGAUGGCUGUAGCAGUGGAAGCAAUCGAUAAGACUGUUAAGCAGCUGGAUAACGGAGUCCUGAGAGAUCUGGCGGAGACUGAUUCAGCAAUCACGGCUGCUGCAAGGUCCGAGAGACUAGUUUCAGUCUCCUGGUCGCCUAAGUUGAGCGUUUAUGACAUUGAUUUUGGGUGGGGAAAGCCCAGAAAGGUGGAGAUAGCGUCGGUAUGGAAGAGUGGAGCGUUCUCCAUGGUAGAGAGCAGAGAUGGAGAUGGUGGGGUGGAGGUUGGUCUGGCCCUUGGCAGAAAACAAAUGCAUGUUUUCGCUUCGCUCUUUGUUAGUGGUCUUGAGGCUACUGGAUAA
This is a messenger RNA of Nelumbo nucifera (sacred lotus), 1359 nucleotides long. Its product is annotated as agmatine coumaroyltransferase-like. NCBI's taxonomy places the organism in Eukaryota, Viridiplantae, Streptophyta, Magnoliopsida, Proteales, Nelumbonaceae. The record is from RefSeq and is a predicted model, not a curated record.